Molecule: messenger RNA, 2958 nt
Organism: Magnolia sinica
Lineage: Eukaryota; Viridiplantae; Streptophyta; Magnoliopsida; Magnoliales; Magnoliaceae
Product: putative disease resistance protein At1g50180
Exons: 2
Coding region: 181-2835 (884 amino acids)
Biological process (GO): defense response to other organism
Molecular function (GO): ADP binding
Source: RefSeq, a predicted model, not a curated record
GGUCCAGGUUCAUCAACUGAACAACAACGUCAACCAUCGAGUAGCAGCGAGCCAUGAUUGUUUUGUCUCGUGGCCGGUCAAGUAGGCCUCUGUAAACAGAGAGACCUGCAACUUGAACUGAAGAGAAACAAAGCUUUAAUCUGAAUUUCUUUCCUGUGAGAGAAAAAAGAGUGAGGAAAGAUGGCCAUUGUUGAGUCUGUUGUCGAGAUCCUUCUCCGAAAACUCGCUGACCCACUCAUUCGAGAAGUCAUUUUAUUACAUGGGGUUGAUGAUCAAGUCCAAUGGCUCGAGGCGGAAUUUAGGCGGAUGCAAUGUUUCUUGGAAGACGCGGAUGCCAAAAAAGAAGGAGAUAGAAGAGUUAAGGGGUGGGUGGGGGAUGUGAGAGAUGUUGCAUAUGAUGCUGAGGACGUCAUCGACACCUUUCUCUUCAAGGUAGCUAUCUUGAGGCGAACUGGAUUCGUGGGCUGCAUUAAAAGGAACGCUUGCAUCUCCAAUGAAUUGAAACCUCGCCAUGAGGUGGGAUCGAAGAUCGAGCUGAUAAAGAAUAAAAUCCGUACCAUCUCCGAAAGUAGGUCGACUUACGGAAUUGAAAGUAUAGGCCAGGGAGCAGGGACGAGCUCCGCCGGUCGAAGCCUCCAGGAAUGGAGGCUCACUUCUCCUCUUUCUCAAGAAUCAGAUUUUGUUGGGUUUGAGAAAGAUAUGGAGAUAUUGGUGGCCCAAUUGAUGGAGGGGGAGUCGCGGCGUUGUGUUGUUUCUGUAGUCGGAAUGGGUGGUCUCGGUAAAACCACUCUUAUCACGAAAGUUUAUAAUAACACCCGUGUGAAUGCACAUUUUGACUCUUGUGAAUGGAUUUGUAUAUCACAAGAGUAUAGUGUGAGAGAUCUUCUGACCAAGAUCAUAAAUCGCUAUAUGGUGAUCUCAGAAGCGGAUCUCAAGAACAUGGACCUCUUUCAGCUGAGGCAUAAAAUUUCUUUGUAUUUGCAAAGGAAGAGAUACCUGAUGGUAUUAGAUGAUAUAUGGACAAUGGAAGCAUGGGAUGCUCUCAAGGAUGCUUUCCCUGAUAUGAAUAAUGGAAGCAGGGUCAUGCUCACCACGCGCAACAAAGACGUAGCUUUACAUGCUCAAAGCCUUCUCCACGAACCGCGAUUUCUAGAAAAAGAUGAAAGCUGGGAUUUGUUCUGCAAGAAAGCAUUCCCAGGGCAAAAUAACAUUUGCCCUCCAGAUCAUUUGGAGAAAUUGGGAAGAGUGAUUGUGGACAAAUGCCAUGGUCUACCUCUUGCCAUCGUUGUCAUCGGAGGGCUAUUAGCAAGGAAAGAAGCAAGGGAGUGGGAGAAUAUACGAAAGAGCCUUAGCUGGCAGUUCAUCCAAGGAGAAGUGAAAAUCUCCCACAUAUUAUCUUUGAGCUAUAAAGAUCUUCCCUAUUAUUUAAAACCAUGUUUUCUCUACCUGGGCAAUUUUCCAGAGGACCGCGAGUUCCGUGCCAAGGAGCUGAUUCAAAUGUGGGCUGCUGAAGGGUUUCUUCAACAGAGAGGGGAAGAAACAUUAGAAGAGGUUGGCGAAGAUUGUCUAAAGGAGUUGAUCCAGAGAAGCAUGGUUCAGGUAGCAAAAAGAAGUUCAAGCGGGAAUAUUAAAAGUUGUCACAUACACGAUCUUUUACGAGAUCUCUCCAUAUCACAAGCUAAGGAAGGUAUGUUUCUUCAAGUUCACAGUGGGAUCAAUGCAAAUGCUCCUCCUGCAUCUAGAGCCCGUCGACUUGCAAUUCACCAUAACAACUUAAGUGAGUACAUUUCCUUAAGCUGUUCCACUCCGCACCUUCGUUCUGUGUUGAUCUACAACAUUGAAAGGGAUGCAUGGCUUCAAAGGAAAGAAGUGAAGUUUCUCUUUAGAAGCUUUAAAUUGCUUAGGGUGUUGUAUAUACACCGUGCAGACAUUGAAAAGCUACCAAGGGAAAUAGGUGAACUAAUCCACUUGAGAUACCUCGGCUGUACAAACACUUAUUUAAGAAGCCUCCCAUCGUCAAUAGGCAAUCUUCCCAAUUUACAAACACUAUUUGUAACAUCGUAUUUUUUUUUGAGAGUACCAAGCACAAUCGAGAAGAUGCAACAGUUAAGACAUUUUCAAGUGAAGGGUACAAAUAAGCGGCUGAGUAUUGAAUGUUUAGUAGAGAUAGAAGGGCGUCCAAGGCUUGACCGGAUAAAUAGCCUUCAGACUCUAUCAAUUGUAAAAUCUGGCAAAUGGAUGAAGGGUUGCUUGGGAAAGCUCACCAAUCUUAGAAAAUUAGGAAUAUUUGUAUAUACAGAAACGGAUGCUGAGGUAUUGUACGAAUCGAUUGUCAAUCUGGACUGCCUCCACUAUCUCAAUUUGCAAGCACGUUUAAGCAAGUUACCCGACUCCAGUUUCUUCCCAACAAACCUCACUAACCUCACAUUGAAACAUUCACGUUUAGAGGAAGACCCAAUGGCGACGUUGGAGAAGCUGAAAAACCUUCGCGUUCUCAGAUUUUAUCCUGAUUCAUAUGUGGGAAAGGAAAUGGCUUGCUCUGCACAAGGGUUUCCUCGACUCGAAUCCUUACAUCUUCGUCAGUUAUAUCUAUUAGAAGAGUGGAGAGUGGAGGAAGGAUCUAUGCCAAGUCUUUUACAUUUACUGAUCCAUUACUGCACGAAAUUGAAGAAGCUUCCGGAAGGACUGCAACACGUGAGUACCCUCAACAAAUUGGAGUUGUGGAAUAUGCCUGUUAAAUUCAGAGCAAGGCUUGAAGAAGACGGGGGAGAGGAUUGGUAUAAGAUUCGGCAUAUACCGUCCAUCGACAUAAGCGAUAGGAUGAUAUGGAGUUGAAAUCUGCACGUUAAUUGUUUGAAGAAAUGCUUCAACCAAGACCCUUUUCGCGACUUGUUGUAUGGUUAGAUGAAACCAACAGAUUCUAAGCAGUGGCACUCUAUGUCUUUGCAAGUGGUUAAU